UUGUAGCAAGGCCCUUAAGGGACUGUCAGUAGACAAUAGUCUCAGAGAUGAGAAAAUGCUGGGUCUGCUCUUGGAACGGGCUGCUGCAUAUUUUUUCUUGGGUGGCCGGAUGCAGGAAAUGAUGCAGGAUUUAGCAGAAGCCUUUGCAGCAACCCCUGACCUGGCAAUGAAGCACUUUGAAGAGCUUUUCUCACCACCUGACACUGAGAAGAUAGAAGAACAGGCUAGAACUGUCCUGGAAGUGAAGUUUGCAGCAUACAGGGAGGCUGUGCGUGCUCGGACAGAACUCAGAAGCAAUCGUUGUACUGAACUGCUCCCUGCUGUAAUCCAAACAGUGCUUUUCCUCCUGCGUAUCUCCCCAGGGUCCAAACGUGAGCUCAGAGUCCGGCUGGCAGACUGCCAUCUCCUGCAUGGACACAUCAGAGGUGCCUUGGAAAUCUGUGACCAGCUCCUGGCAGCAGAGCAGAAAACUUAUCACAAUACUCUGCUAGCAUUGCGAGGAUUCUGUGCCCUCCAUUCUCAUGAUCAUCAGCAAGCCCUGCAGGACUUUCAAAAGGUCAUUGAGCAUGAUUCCCCUCAUCCUAACAGCUGUAUUAAAGCCUUAUGUGGGCGCGGACUUAUCCGGAUUUCUGGUGGCAGCCAUUACUUGACAGCCCUGGAUUACAUCACAGCUUGCCAGUUAAAGCUAGAAGAAACCAUCUUCACCAUCAAGGCCUAUGUGCCGUGGAACCAAAGAGGAUUGCUGCUAAAGGUUCUCCAGGAAGAGGGACAGAAGAUGCUCCAGAUGAAGAGGGAUGCCCUCGGGGUUUACCAGCUGGCUUCUCUCCUGAUGGAACUGGACCCUUCUGAUGAGGCAUCACGGAUCCUUUGUGCCGAUGCUCUGUACCAGAUGGGCUGGGUAGAAGAAGCUCACAAGCUGCUCUCAUUAGCACUCUCCAGAAAUCCACAAAGAUCUCCCGUCCUGGCCAGACUCGCACUGCUGCAAUUAAAGAAAGGUUUCAUGUAUGAUGGCAAUCAGCUGCUAAAGAAAGUGAUCAAAAUUGGGGAUACCUCCUGCCUCCUGCCAAUCAUGGACAUUUUCAAGGAUGAAGACAGGAAGCUGAUGCAAACUCACUGCCGUUCCAGGGCACUGAGCAUCCUGAAGAACAAACGGGAAGAUGCUGACAUAAAAGAGGCCAUUGCCUAUCUUUCUUUUGCCAUCAUUGCUUCAGGUGGCUAUGCUGAAGAUUGCCUCCUCAUCAGGGCUCAAUGCUACGGGCACCUCGGUCAGAAGAAAACUGCUAUUUUUGAUUUUAAUGCCGUCUUAAAAGAGGACCCUGGCAAUGUGCAUGCUCUCAGUGGGCGAGGAUUAAUUUACCUUGCUCUAAAGCAGCAAAAGGAGGCAGUGCAAGAUUUGGUCUUGGCGCUGAAGGCAGAGGCAGGAAUGGUAAUCCCAGCAAUCCUGUCUCUAAAGCACGAAGCCCAAGAGCUGGUCGCUCAGUGGCUCCUUCAGCACAGCAGAACUGUGUUAGCUGAGCUUGUUGCUACCAAAGACUUUUCAAAGGAAGAAAGAACCCUCAGAGACCUUCUUGUGAUUGCAGGAGCACUAAUAAAAAUUCGCAAGGAAGCACAGUAUCACACCUUCUAUACGGAUGUUUUGAUUGCAAAUGGAAGGUAUGAAGAGGCCCUUGUUCACCUUCAGGAGGCAUUUGGGCACUCCUUUGCUGAUGAGGUUGCUAGUGCAAGACUGGCUGUGUUGCAGCUGAAGAAGAGGAACGUGGCAGCGGCAGCUCACUCAUUCAGCAUCCUAGCUAAGAAAGAUGAAAGGGAGCUGGAGUUCCUCCUGAACUUUGUAGAUGCUAAGCAACAGCAGCAUCUCUCUCAGGUAGCAGCCCAAGAAGGAAAUGUUCUGAUUAAAGGCUGUCAUUAUAAGAAGGCUCUCGGUUACUUUACCCUGGCUAUCUUGACAAGCAAAGAUAACCCAAGAUACCUCCGACAGAGGGCUGCUUGCUUUAUGCACCUCAAAAAAUAUGACAAAGCUUUAAGAGAUAUGGAGAAAGUGAUCGAGAAGCAUGGCUGUAACAGUCUGAGAACACGAGUUCAGGACCACUGCUCAAAAGGACACCUGCUGUUGUCAGUGUCACAGGAAGAAGCAGCAGUCAAACAGUAUGUUGAAGCACUGCAAUUGGAUGAAUCCACAGCACUGUGCAGCAUCAUGAAUGGCUCUGGUAGUGAAAACGUAGCAAAAACUUUUCAUAAGAUUGCACAAAGCAAUUUUGAAAUGCAGCAUUAUGAAGAGGCCUGGAAAAUCACAGAUUAUGGCCUUAAAAUUGAUCAAAAUAAUCCCGACCUUAAGAAGCUGAAAACAAGACUCAAGCGAGAGGCAUCAGGCUGUAGCAUACAUUAA
Messenger RNA from Centrocercus urophasianus (Greater sage-grouse), 2386 nucleotides. RefSeq names its product tetratricopeptide repeat protein 34-like. Bases 56 to 2386 code for a protein of 776 amino acids. Lineage: Eukaryota; Metazoa; Chordata; Aves; Galliformes; Phasianidae. The record is from RefSeq and is a predicted model, not a curated record. The transcript has 7 exons. Gene Ontology annotation, molecular function: protein binding.